GCUGCUGCGGGUAGUAGCUAGUAAGCAGUGCCAGUGUGUGAAAUACAUAAUCACAAGACACAGACACAUCUAUCCAUCAUGUCCUCCUCCUCCUCCUCCUCCCGCACACACACAAGAACAUGGUCGACGACGUUCCCGACCUUCUCCUCCUCCUCCCACACACACAAAUGGACAGGGUCGUCCUUGUGGAUUCAGAAAUACAAGGAGAUGGACUCGAAGCAGCGGAAGAGGGCGGUCUGCCUCAACAUAAUUGCCCCCUGCGCCGCUAUCUUACUGAUCAUCGCCUUGCUGGCGUGGCUCUUGUGGCCCACCGACCCGGAGUUCACCGUUGUGGACCACCACAUCAGAGACGUGAAUAAGGACCUUUUCCCUCCCACCUUGACUUUCAAGAUGGACGUGACCGUUAAGGUCCGCAACAGAAGCGUCUACACCUUCAAGUACGACUCCUUGAACAUGACGAUCCGCCACGACGGAAAUCUGCUGGCCGUCGUGGAACCCACCAAUGGCGGCGGGACGACCAUUGCCGGCAAAGAUGUGUCGUUGGUCAACGCCACGCUUGACAUCGACAUGCUCAAAAUCAUUAAGCAUUCCCCUUCUUUAAUCGCCGAUCUUUUCACCCAUCUUGGUGCCAUUCCUUUAGUUAUGCAAGCCAACGUCACUAAUCCCAAAUUCGGCAUCGGCGUCUUCACUCCUCCCUACAAGGGCUGAGAGCAAUAUAACUUGCGAGAUGAAUGCGGAUGUUAUUGAGCAGGAAAUUACCGACAUAUCGUGUUGAGAGCAUACAACAAUAUAUGUGGAUCGAAUGAAGAGACAAAAGCCAACAAACUGAUACAUGCUUA
Molecule: messenger RNA, 839 nt
Organism: Cuscuta campestris
Lineage: Eukaryota; Viridiplantae; Streptophyta; Magnoliopsida; Solanales; Convolvulaceae
Source: the annotation of a GenBank genome assembly